AUGGCGAAUCAAGACAACUUGGAUCAUCGGUCUAUUGAUUCAGACUCACAAGAUCCUACUUCAAUGACCAUUGAAUUUCUUCGUGCACGUUUACUUGCUGAAAGAGCUGUUUCCAAGAGUGCUAGAGCUAAGCUUGAUGGACUUUCUGAUAAAGUAGCAGAGCUGGAGGAACAGCUCAAGAUUGUGUCUUUGCAAAGAAAGAAGGCAGAACAGGCAACAGCUGAUGUCCUUGCAAUUUUGGAAGAAAAUGGGUUUACUGAUUUCUCGGAUGCUUAUGAUUCAAGCUCUGAUCAUGAAUGCUACUCUCAGAUAAAUUCAGUGUCUGGCAAAAGUCUAUCGUGGAAAGGGCGCAGGAGAGAACCAGGUUCCUCCGAUAAGAUCAAGGAAUCCCUUAAUAGGAGACAGAGGCGUUUUGACUCUGCUUAUUUUUCCUCGUCUAGACACCGCCAAGGAAGAUCUUGUCGACAGAUCAAACGCAGUGAAUCAAGAACUGUAUCUGAAGAUUAUAAGAGAGAUGGAAAUCCAGUUGAUCUUAAAGAAAACGGGGUUUGCACUGAAGUGCUCCCUAAUACGAGUGAAGAAGCAUCCAGAACUGUUGCUGAUGUUACUGUUGUGAACAAUGUGAAGGGAGACGAAAGUUUGCAGAAGUUGUCAUAUUCAAAUGUUUUAGAGAAGAGAAACAGUAUGGACAUCAACUUAGAGAGUGCGUUACAAAAUCGUGCUCGAGUUAUUGGUUCUUUUGAAGAUAUGGAAGAGACUCAAAAGGAAUGGGAGAAAAAGUUCACAGAGAAUAAAUCCUCUGCCCUGGAUUUAUGUGACAUAGGAAACCAUUCUGAUGUGACAGACGAAUGUAACGGGGAAAAAGCCCAAGCUCAGCUUCAAGAUUCCACAGUAGUUCCCUCACUCCGUGAUACAAGGUCUUUAGGAGCCAAUGAAGUUGAAUUUAGGGGACCUUUCGAAACUUUGUCGCAUGCUUCACCUGAUCAUUCAGUAACACCACCUGAUAAGUGCUGCAAAAGUUGUUGUUCCAAAUCUGUGGAACAAGAUGCUUCUGGAGAAAAAGGAAAACAUAUUUCUGAGAGCCCUAAAAGUGAGCCUUCCCAUCCACAGAGCUUCCGUGAGCACCCUUCAUCAACUAUUCGGUCACCUCCUGUAACUCGACCAAACUCGAGAGGUGGUUCCUUUUGCAGUAAUGCCACUACUACCAUUCAGAAAGUAGAUUAUCCCUUACUUCCAGUGCCAAAGGAAAAGUCUGAUACCUGUGAUACUGUGCUCACUGCGCUAAAGCAAGCUAAGUUGUCUCUACAAGAGAAAGUCAGUAGCUUACGUAUCACAAAACCUGAGUAUCUUUCUGAGAGCUCCUAUCCUUCAACGCCAGGUUCAUAUAUGAACACAUACGCACUACCAAUAGAACCAGCAUUUGGUACCAAAUCAUCUCUCCCUGCUUCCAGCGUCGGAGCCAUGGUAGAUUUUCCUGUUGGCUGUGCUGAACUUUUCCGAGUACCUACUGAUUUUUCCCCUGAUGCGUCAAUGAGGAACAGCUUUCUACCUUCGAGCUCUCAGAAAGCUCUGGUUAGUCAUAUACCUGAGCAAGACAUUACGAUGUUACCCAAAGAUCAGCAUUUCAGCAAAACAUCCACAAAAAACCUCCUAAAUGCUGGCUUUGAUAGCCAAUUACUAGACACCAGUCCUCCUUUGUCAGUGGAUGGCCGACUUUUGACCACCCCAUAUAUUUGUGGACCAAAACUAUGGGCAGGCUUCAGGGCAGAUGGUCAACCGGUCGUGGAUACUCAAGAAUCCAGACUUUAUAAAGGCACUCCAAGUGUUAUAAGCAGUGCCAUCUCUGGUGGAACAUCUGGUUUUGAAGGUAACCAAGCAUCCACAUUUAGCUUCAACUCAGAUAGACAAGUAAGUGCAUAUACGCCCAUGACACCUAUUCAAAGCUUGUAUCCGGAUUCAGUUAUGCGCAGUAGAGAAAUGUAUUCGACUCCUUAUUACACACGCCCUAUUGGGCUGCCUCCUACUGGUGGUUCAGAUGACGGCUUAUAUAGGCAAGUAUGA
Molecule: messenger RNA, 2061 nt
Organism: Arabis nemorensis
Lineage: Eukaryota; Viridiplantae; Streptophyta; Magnoliopsida; Brassicales; Brassicaceae
Source: the annotation of a GenBank genome assembly